AUGGCUUGUUCUCAUAACAACACUAUUUGGUUCUUUAUCCUCGCGUUAUUCACCGUCUUAAUCAGUCCGGUCAUCUCUUCUCGCGUCUCAUCACUCAUGAAGCUACCGGUCAUCGUAGAGUCUCGUUCUUCCGUUGAUUCCUACUGCGAGAGCUGGAGAUUGGCCGUCGAGACCAACAAUGCCGUAAAAUGUAAGGUGGUUCCAUCCAAAUGCGUUAGCUAUCUUGAAACCUAUUACGGCAAAGGCCAGUUCGACACGGACUACAAUGUAGUCGCUAGUUACGCGCUCGCCUUUGCUAAAACGGUCAAGAUGGGCGGAGAUUGUAAGGACGCAUGGGUCUUCGACGUCGAUGAGACGCUUCUCUCGAACCUCGAGUACUACAAGGCUCACAGUUACGGGUAA
Molecule: messenger RNA, 402 nt
Organism: Brassica napus (rape)
Lineage: Eukaryota; Viridiplantae; Streptophyta; Magnoliopsida; Brassicales; Brassicaceae
Product: acid phosphatase 1-like
Exons: 1
Coding region: 1-402 (133 amino acids)
Source: RefSeq, a predicted model, not a curated record